This is a messenger RNA of Fusarium sp. VM40, 1008 nucleotides long. The record is from the annotation of a GenBank genome assembly. NCBI's taxonomy places the organism in Eukaryota, Fungi, Ascomycota, Sordariomycetes, Hypocreales, Nectriaceae.
AUGUCUCGCUACGCAACUGUCCACGCCAAUCCCAAAGGACCCGGCGACUCACGACCAACAGCCCUGCAAGUCAUCAAAGAUGAAGGCCUCCUGGACAAACUCUUCGGCAAAGUCGUCCUCAUCACAGGCGGCAACCAAGGCAUCGGUCUCGAAACUGCUCGAGCCCUCCACGCCACUGGCGCUAGGGUCUUCAUCACAGCUCGAUCUUCGGCAAAGCUCCAGCAGGGAAUCGAUGAUAUCGUAUCCUGGCCAAAAGUCAAGUCUACGGCGCCUGUGUACGGUAUCGAGUUGAGGCUUGAUUCAUUGAAGUCUGUCCGGGCUGCUGCCGAAACCUUUCUUGCAAGAAGUGAGAAGCUAAAUGUCCUUAUUCUUAAUGCUGGAGUCAUGGCAACUCCGGAGGGAAGGACAGAGGAUGGAUUCGAGACGCAGUUUGGUACCAACCAUCUUGGUCACUUCCUAUUGUUCCAACUACUUCAAACAGCUCUUGUGGCCUCUGCGACACCUUUAUUUCAUUCUCGUGUUAUUUCAUUGAGCUCAAAGGCCCAUCGCACGGGAGGCGUCCGCUUUGAAGACUUGAACUUCGAAAAAGAGCCUUACAACCCUUGGCUUGCGUACGCCCAGUCGAAAACCGCGAACAUCUACUUCGCAGCAGAGCUUGAAAGAAGAUAUAAGAACCAUGGAGUCCACGCUCUAGCUGUGCAUCCAGGCUCUAUCCUAACGAACCUAACCCAGUAUGUGGACAUGAGUCAGUUCGACUUGAGCGGGGACUUGGGACGGCAUUUGAAGAGUCCAUCUCAAGGAGCGGCUACCACUGUGUAUGCAGCACUGAGUAAAGACUGGGAGGGGCGAGGGGGGAGGUAUCUUGGUAACUGUUCUGAAGAACCACCACUCGAGCCGGGCGUUGAUCUUGUGUCAGUCCAUCCGGGAUACGCUCCAUGGAUUUAUAACGAGGAUCUGGAGUCCAAACUGUGGGAUGAAUCAAACAGGCUGGUGGGGUUCGAAGAAUAG